AUGGCGGACGCGGCGACCGGCAUCUUGGCAGGAUUGUUGCCAGCGCUGACGAAGCAAAUCGCUGAUAGUGUCGUGGAAGUGACGGGUGAAGUGGAAAAUGCCCUGCAUCAGCAACUCGAGUCGACUGGGGAUAAGAAGAAACAGGCGAGACAGCUGAAUGCAGUGGCAAAGGGAUCUGGCAAAUAUAUGUACAAAGUGCAUCGUGCGUUUGAAAAGAACUUCAGCAAGUUUGAACUGUACGUUCGUCGCAACAUUGUGUCGGUGCCUGACGCGCUCGUCGACACGGUCGCUCAGAUUCGAGCCGAGCGUUGGAACAAGCAAGGCGAAGGAAGCGAGGCCGCGCGUCAAGAGCGUGAAGAAGAAGAAGCCACGUCAUUGUUGUCAAAGGAAGAGAGAGAGGAACGUCAAGUGGAUGCUCAGCUCGAAGCUUUGCGCGUGAAAUUGCGGGAGUUAACAGUGACGAACCAGCGGCUCGAGCUCGAGCAGAGGUCGCUAGCUGAACGCACGCGGCACUUCCAAGGUCUUUUGUCCAAGGUCACGUUCCUAGACGAUGUGCGUGAACGAGCGAUUUUGCCGUUAAAACGUACGGCCGAGCACGUGACGACUCUUCGUCAAGCGUUAUUACAGCUGGACACUGUCCAAGCGACACUGGAAGAGGAUGUGCGGCAGUAUAAGCGAUCGAAAGUAGCUACACGGGGCACCUUUCACAACCUGCGCAAGCGCUUUGCAGCAAGAUCGGCGGAAAUGACGUACCGGACAACGGAAGAUCUAGAGGAGCUGCAUGCUAAAUUGCUGACCAUGUGA
Messenger RNA from Peronospora matthiolae, 804 nucleotides. The record is from the annotation of a GenBank genome assembly. NCBI's taxonomy places the organism in Eukaryota, Oomycota, Peronosporomycetes, Peronosporales, Peronosporaceae.